AUGUCCUUCCACAACCUGCCCCCGGAGAUACGGGUCCAAAUCUACAAAGAGUACUUCACCCAAGAGGGCGGCUACCAUUACAACCACGACACGGGACGGCUGACGCUUGCAGAUGGCACUCCCAUUGACCUGGCCCUCCUAUCCACGUCGAGACUCAUUGCCCAGGAAACACGCCAUUUCCCUCUUUCCCUGAAUACCGUCAACUUCUCUACCGGCUGCCCCGAAAGAGUGAAGCUUGCGUCAUGGUGCAUCCACUACCUGAUGUAUGAUAGAGCCAUAAUUUCUAGACUGGCAUUUGAGCACUUCGGGAGAUUACUAAACCCAGAGGUCUACGAGACGGUGGCUCAAAGGUACCCGGGAUUUACACGCAUCAUGGACCAAAUGAUCGCUCGUCCUACAUUGAUGAAUCGACCCAAUCCUCUGCAUGUUUUUGAAUCAGGCGCGGUGCCAUCUGUAGCUGAAGAUGCAUCACAGCUGCUCCUCCGUACCGCUCUGAGGGUCCACGGCCAUUCGCGGGUGGCCGACGUUAUAUAUGAUGCGUGGGAUUACCAUGGUUUCCCCCAUGGAUAUCGACCUUCUGAUCCUUUCAAAGUCCUCCUCCUAGACCACCAGGAAUGGGCUAUGCCUUCAAAGCGCUUGGCCAACAAGCUCGCACACAAGUUGGCUGGCGUCUCUGAAUUCCGGGGUCACCUUCCCAAUCUCGAGUUCACUAGCAGGUACCACAACAAUAGGAAUAAGAAUCGCGAUCUUAAAUUCCGCUACUCGGCAGCGGCGGCUGCGAUUAACUUCCUCAAACAUAUGCCGAGGAAUGUGCGGAUUCGACUCAGGAAACUCAGGCUUCUGGAGGACCAACCAUCCGUCCACAAAGCGGCAGGUCAUGGUCGCGGGUUGAUACCUUUCUGCGUGGAAAACCUCUCCCUCAAGGUGGAGCGGAAAGUCAGUCUGUUUGGAAAUCUGCUGCAAUCUCACGGUCGACACCAACGCCAACUUUUCCACCAAUCGGUCCCCGGCGUCCUCUCCGCAUGGCUGGUGGAGGCUCUGGCCCUGCCCUCGGCCGGCAUGCCUCCUGGCUCUUUCUCGCUCAUCAUUGACGGUGAGCCGGCUCCCGACCGGGCCAGUGAAAUAUUCCAGGCAUUCAUGCAGCGACCCGCGGCCCUGCAGGCCGCCUUUGAUGAAGCCUCCGCCCGUGGCUAUUUCGGCAAGACUCUAAGUUUUCUUCGACGUAUCCAUCAUCCCUGUUACGUCCUCGAGGAUUUUCCUCGGGCCAUGGAACUUUUGAACCACAAAGAUGACCUUCUGAUUACGAGCAAUUUUCACCCUGGUGAUCCGUGGGACAUCGAACAGACGGUACUUGACCGCCAACGCGUGGACUUUGUUACUUGGGGAUGCCAGUGGACAAUUUUUCCGACUAUUGGAUACGAUCACGAUGACGAGCCGAUUAUUCCCAAAGAUGGGUAUGGCGAUGCUGAAGACUUUACUUGUACGCCUGCAAUGGGGGCCUUCGAGCACGGGAUCUUGGCGGAAGAACGCUAUCCAAUGGAUUAA
Molecule: messenger RNA, 1545 nt
Organism: Clonostachys byssicola
Lineage: Eukaryota; Fungi; Ascomycota; Sordariomycetes; Hypocreales; Bionectriaceae
Source: the annotation of a GenBank genome assembly